This is a messenger RNA of Rotaria socialis, 1431 nucleotides long. NCBI's taxonomy places the organism in Eukaryota, Metazoa, Rotifera, Eurotatoria, Philodinida, Philodinidae. The record is from the annotation of a GenBank genome assembly.
AUGACAAAGAAAAAAAUUCAACCAGGAAAAUCGAAUAAUUUAAUUUCAGAAGGAGUUUCAGAGGAAAUAAAAUCAUGUCGACCGUUACGUUUGUUUAUUAAUAAACAAAAGAAGAAAGGAAGUCAUGUCAAUCCAUUUGCUUUACGAUCGAAAUUUCUUCAAUUAUCAUCAGAAAAACAAAUGAAAUAUUAUCAAAAAUCGAUCGAUAAAUUUAUUCAAUUACUUGAUGACAAGGAUAUUGAUGAAAAUGCGCAAAUUGAAGGGAAAUUGUUCGAAACUCUCUUGACGAAAAGUGAACAAAAGAAAUACUUUGAAUCAAUAAGUGCACCAAUUAAACCAGUGAAUACAGCAGCCGGAUAUUAUGCUGAAAUUAAAAAACAAGAAAAUGAUGAUAAUCCAACAGCAUGGAAAUUAUUGAGUGCCGACGAAAAAAAAAAGUACACUAACUUGUUACGCGAUGCUAAAGAUGAUUAUAAUUCUCAAAUAAAACAUUUUUCUGAAAAUUUACCCGAACGUCUCAAAGUAGAAUAUUUGUCAUUUGUUAAACACCCACGUACAACUGCUCAUGUUAAUGGUAGUAACAAUGAAAAUUCAAGUCCGGCACCGAUAAGUCAACGUCGUAAAUCUGUUCAGCCGAUUCCUGAAAAUUUUCAAGCCUUGAUAGAUGAUGCGCAACAAAAAUUAAACCGAGCUCAACUUGAUGCGUUGCAUAAGUGUAAACCCGACGUUUUGUAUUACGAGAAAAAAAAUUCUGAUGAUGACAGAUUAACAUUUAUAAAUACAACAGCUAAAAAUACUUACAUCCGAACAAUAUUUAAUCAACUAAGCGAAAAGAAGAAACAUAAGUUUGUAUUAAAAUCAACUAGAAAAUGGGAAGAAUUUCUUCAAUCGCAUCCGACAAUAAUUGAAAAUCAAAUUCCAACACUACAUUUAUUGUUAGCAAAAAAUGAUUACGCACAUUAUUAUUUUACAUCUCUUGGUUUACCAGAACGACCACCAGCUACUGCACUUCUCUUGUUUAAUUAUGAACGACAAGAAGCAGAUUCACAACAAAAUUGGACUGAUCUAUCGCAAUCAACAAAAGAUGAAUUCAUUAAACGUUUAUCAAAAAUAAAACGUGACUAUCAUCAACAUUUUCUUGAAUUUGUUGAAAAAACUUUACCAUCAGAUUAUGUUCGGCUCGAAUUCUUUCGUCAUAUUAAACAUGCAGCUAAAGAUUAUGAAACAGCUAUAAAAGAUCGAGUCGACGAAAAAGAUGAUGGACAAUUAAAAAUUACUCAAUAUUUAGUAAAAAAACAAAUUAUAGAACUCACUCCUAUGAGUGAAUUCGAUCGAAUCAAACAAAAACUAUUAAACACCGAUUUAACUCAUGAACAGAGGAAACUUGUUCGACGACUUGGAAUUAUUAUGAAUAAAAAUAUAUCUUCAUGA